Messenger RNA from Malassezia japonica, 489 nucleotides. It is a transcript of the gene PPI1, whose product is annotated as peptidylprolyl isomerase. The transcript has 4 exons. Gene Ontology annotation, biological process: protein peptidyl-prolyl isomerization; protein folding. The record is from RefSeq and is a predicted model, not a curated record. NCBI's taxonomy places the organism in Eukaryota, Fungi, Basidiomycota, Malasseziomycetes, Malasseziales, Malasseziaceae. Gene Ontology annotation, molecular function: peptidyl-prolyl cis-trans isomerase activity. The coding region runs from base 1 to 489 and encodes 162 amino acids.
AUGUCCAACGUUUUCUUCGACAUUACCAAGAACGGCGCCCCCUUUGGCACCAUCAAGUUCAAGCUCUUUGACGACGUUGUCCCCAAGACCGCCGCCAACUUCCGUGCUCUCGCCACGGGUGAGAAGGGCUUUGGUUACGAGGGCUCCUCGUUCCACCGUGUCAUCCCCGACUUUAUGCUCCAGGGUGGUGACUUCACUGCCGGCAACGGUACCGGUGGCAAGUCCAUCUACGGUGCCAAGUUCGCCGACGAGAACUUCAACCUGAAGCACAACAAGCCUGGUCUGCUCUCCAUGGCCAACGCCGGCCCCAACACCAACGGCUCGCAGUUCUUCAUCACCACUGUGGUCACCAACUGGCUCGACGGCAAGCACGUCGUCUUUGGCGAGGUCGUUGACGGUAUGGACAUCGUCAAGGCCAUCGAGGCCGAGGGCACUGGCAGCGGCAAGCCCCGCAGCCAGAUCACCAUCGCCAAGUCGGGUGUCUACUAA